UCCAAACUGAACAUCACGACCCGAGACCUUCUCCGCCACCGACGAAGCUACCUACAACACCGCCCACACUUGCCAGAACCGCCAGAAAUAUGUUGUCGGCUCUCGGAAACCCGCGGCAGGCGGCGUCGCAGCUGCUCAACUUUGCGCUGAUCCUUUCGACUGCCUUCAUGAUGUGGAAGGGUCUUUCCGUGAUUUCCGAUUCUCCCAGCCCGAUCGUCGUCGUUCUCAGUGGUUCCAUGGAGCCUGCCUUUCAAAGAGGCGAUCUCCUGUUCCUGUGGAACCGCAACCUGAUCCAGGAAACCGACGUUGGCGAAAUCGUUGUCUACGAAGUCAAGGGCAAGAACAUUCCCAUCGUCCACAGAGUGGUCCGCAGAUUCGGCUCCGGACCGGAAGCGAAGCUCCUUACCAAGGGCGACAACAACAACUCCGAUGACACUGAGCUGUACGCCAAGGACCAGGACUACCUCGUGCGCAAAGACAUCAUCGGCAGCGUCGUCGCAUACAUCCCUUUUGUCGGCUACGUUACGAUCCUCCUCUCAGAAUACCCGUGGUUGAAGACGGCAAUGCUAGGAAUAAUGGGCUUGGUAGUGGUGCUGCAAAGAGAGUAGAUCCGUCGUUAUGGC
Colletotrichum godetiae is the source of this 623-nucleotide messenger RNA. RefSeq names its product signal peptidase complex catalytic subunit SEC11. Gene Ontology annotation, molecular function: serine-type endopeptidase activity. The coding region runs from base 90 to 608 and encodes 172 amino acids. Gene Ontology annotation, cellular component: signal peptidase complex; membrane. Lineage: Eukaryota; Fungi; Ascomycota; Sordariomycetes; Glomerellales; Glomerellaceae. The transcript is spliced from 4 exons. The record is from RefSeq and is a predicted model, not a curated record.